AUGAAGGAGUGUUUGUCACUGGUUCAGAGACUCAGCGCACAUCCCGACUCUCGGUGCUGGUUCGUUUGUUGGAGCCCAAAUGGAACGCUGCUGGCUUCAUGUGGGGGCGAUAGGGCAAUCCGGAUAUGGGGACGCGAAGGUGACUCUUGGAUAUGUAAGAGUGUGCUUCAGGAUGGACACCAGCGCACUGUGAGGAAAGUGGCAUGGUCUCCAUGUGGGAAUUACAUGGCCUCGGCCAGCUUUGAUGCAACUACGUGCAUCUGGAAAAAGAAGGAUAAUGACUUUGAGACUCUGACUGUUUUGGAAGGGCACGAAAAUGAGGUCAAAUGCGUGGCUUGGGCCCCUUCAGGGAAUCUGUUGGCGACAUGCAGUCGAGACAAGAGUGUGUGGGUCUGGGAAGUGGAUGAAGAAGACGAGUACGAGUGCGUUACAGUUGUGAAUUCUCACACACAAGAUGUGAAGCAUGUUGUGUGGCAUCCAACUCAAGAGCUCUUGGCUUCAGCCAGCUAUGACAACAACAUCUGUAUCUACAAAGAGGAGGAUGAUGACUGGGAAUGUCGAGCGACCUUACAGGGACACACAUCCACGGUGUGGAGUUUGUGUUUUGAUGGCAUUGGGCAGAGGAUGGCCUCCUGCAGUGAUGACCGCACUGUGAAGAUUUGGAAAGAGUAUCCAACUGAAAGCAGUCAGGGUGACCUUUCAUGGAAGUGUGUCUGCACUCUGUCUGGGUAUCAUGGACGAACUGUAUAUGAUAUUGCCUGGUGUAGACUAACUGGUGCCCUGGCAACUGCCUGUGGUGACGACGCCGUCCGAGUGUUCACGGAGGAUCCCACGGCCCCUCCUGACGAGCCGGUGUUCUCGCUGGCUGCUCAGGCCACCAAAGCUCACAACCAGGAUGUCAACUGUGUCGCCUGGAACCCAAAGGAGGCCGGACUGCUGGCCUCCUGCAGUGACGAUGGAGAUAUUGCCAUUUGGAGGUUCCAGAAGGAGGCCUGA
Molecule: messenger RNA, 996 nt
Organism: Menidia menidia (Atlantic silverside)
Lineage: Eukaryota; Metazoa; Chordata; Actinopteri; Atheriniformes; Atherinopsidae
Source: the annotation of a GenBank genome assembly